Closterium sp. Yama58-4 is the source of this 3190-nucleotide messenger RNA. NCBI's taxonomy places the organism in Eukaryota, Viridiplantae, Streptophyta, Zygnematophyceae, Desmidiales, Closteriaceae. The record is from the annotation of a GenBank genome assembly.
CAAGUCCACGAGGAUGGAGAUUUACCUUCUCACCCCACAGGGCCUUCAGCCGCUGGUGGACGUGCCGCUGUACGGCCGCAUUGCCACCAUGGAGCUCUUCCGCCCGCCCGGCGAGUUGAAGGACCUGCUGUUCAUAUGCACGGAGCGGUACAAGUUCUGUGUGCUCGAGUAUGACGCGCACUCCAGGGAGCUCAUCACCAGGGCCAACGGGGACGUCUCUGAUCGAAUCGGGCGACCAACAGACAAUGGCCAGAUCGGCAUAGUGGAUCCGGACUACCGCAUAAUCGGGCUGCAUGUGUACGACGGGCUCUUCAAGGUCAUCCCCAUCGACGCCAAGGGCCACCUCAAAGACGCCUUCAACAUCCGGUUGGAGGAGCUGCAGGUGAUCGACAUCAAGUUCCUGUACGGCUGUGAACGCCCCACCAUCGCCGUGCUCUACCAGGACAAUAAGGAUGCCAGGCACGUGAAGACAUACGAGGUGCAGGUGCGAGACAAGGACUUCACGGACGGCCCGUGGCAGCAGAGCAAUCUGGACGGCGGGGCGGCGCUCAUCAUCGCGGUGCCGCCGCCCAUGGGGGGUGCGCUCAUCGUGGGCGAGCAGAGCAUCGUCUACCACAACGGCGCCGUGCUUAAGGCGCUGCCCAUGCGCCCCUGUCUGGUGGAGGCGUAUGGCCGGGUGGAUCCAGACGGCUCGCGCUAUCUGCUGGGCGACCACAUGGGCACUCUCAUGCUGCUCGUGCUCACUCGCGACAAGGACCGGGUGGUGACGAUGAAGCUGGAGACGCUGGGGUCGGUGUCAUCGCCCUCCACCAUCUCCUACCUCGACAACGGUGUCGUCUUCCUUGGCUCCGCUCACGGCGACUCGCAGCUGAUCCGCCUGUCGGAGCACCCAGCAGCGGCGACGGGCAGCUACGUGGAGGAGAUGGAGCGGUUUGUGAAUCUGGGCCCCAUAGUGGACAUGGCCGUGGUGGACCUCGACCGCCAGGGGCAGGGCCAGCUCGUCACCUGCUCGGGGGCCUUUGGCGACGGGUCGCUGCGCGUCGUGCGCAACGGCAUCGGGAUCAACGAGCAGGCAACGGUGGAGCUGGAGGGCAUCAAGGGCAUGUGGUCGCUGCGGCGGGGCACGUGGGAGGAGCACGACACGUUCCUGGUGGUCACGUUUGUCAGCGAGACGCGGUCGCUGGCCAUCAACGACGACGACGAGCUGGAUGAGACGGACGUGGUGGGCUUCGACCAGCACGCGCAGACCCUCUUCUGCGGGAACGUGCUGCACGACCACAUCGUGCAGGUGACGUCAUCGGAGCUGCGGCUGGUGAAUGCGCACACACUGCAGCAGGUGAACGAGUGGCGGGCACCCGCUGGCGCAUCCAUCAACGUCGCCACCGCCAACCUCUCCCAGGUGCUGCUGGCUACGGGGGGCGGCACGCUGGUGUACAUAGAGGUGGGCGAGGGCACGCUGACAGAGAGGACGCACGUGACUCUGGAGCAUGAGAUCGCGUGCCUUGAUGUCACUCCCAUCACUGAUGAGAAUGCCAUGGCAGAUGGCGCAGUCCCCAAGGCAGCAUUCGCGGCGGUGGGCAUGUGGACGGACAUGAGUGUGCGCGUGCUGCGCCUGCCGGGGCUGGAGGAGGUGCACAAGGAGGUGCUGGGGGGGGAGAUCAUCCCGCGCUCCGUGCUCAUGUGCUGCCUCGAGCAGGUGCCGUACCUGCUGUGUGCGCUGGGCGACGGGCAUCUCUUCAACUUCCACCUGGACCGCGAGAGCGGCCAGCUGUCUGACCGGAAAAAGGUGUCCCUGGGCACGCAGCCCAUUGCGCUGCGCACCUUCCGCUCGCGCGACGCCACUCACGUGUUUGCGGCGUCGGACCGGCCGACGGUGGUGCACAGCAGCAACCGCAAGCUGCUCUACUCCAACGUCAACCUCAAAGAGGUCACCCACAUGUGCUCCUUCAACUGCGCCUCCUUCCCUGACAGCCUGGCACUGGCGAAGGAGGGCGACCUGACGAUCGGCAGCAUCGACGACAUUCAGAAGCUGCACAUCCGCACCGUGCCUCUCAGGGAGCAGCCUCGCCGCAUCUGCCACCACGAGCAGUCGCACUCCAUCGCUGUCACCACCAUCAAAGUCAGCCUUGUGAACGGCGAGGAGGCGGAGAGCCACUAUGUGCGGCUGUUGAGCGACCAGACGUUUGACCAGCUGUCGCACGUGCCUUUAGAGCCGUUUGAGAACGGGUGUUCCAUCAUCGCCUGCUGCUUCGCUGACGACCCCACCGCCUACAUCGUGGUCGGCACCGCCUUUGCCUUCCCCGACGAGCAGGAACCCACCAAGGGUCGCAUCCUGGUGCUGGCAGUGGAGGGCGGCAAGCUGCAGAUAGUUGCAGAGAAGGAGACCAAGGGCGCCGUGUACACGCUGAGCGCGUUCAACGGGAAGGUGCUGGCGGGCAUCAACAACAAGGUGCAGCUGCUGCGCUGGGCGCCCCGCGACGACGGCGGCAGGGAGCUGCUGGUGGAGUGUGGCCACUUGGGGCACAUCCUGGCGCUGUACACGGCAUGCCGGGGGGACUUCAUUGUCGUCGGCGACCUCAUGAAGAGCAUGUCGCUGCUCGUCUACAAGCAAGAGGAGGGGGCGUUGGAGCUGAGGGCGCGCGACUUCAACGCCAACUGGAUGACGGCGGUGGAGGUGCUGGAUGAUGACGUGUACAUCGGCGCCGAGAACAGCUUCAACCUCUUCACCCUCCGCAAGAACGGUGACGCCCCCACCGACGAGGAGAGGGGGCGCCUUGAGGUGGUGGGCGAGUACCACGUGGGCGAGUUUGUGAAUCGCUUCCGCCACGGGUCGCUGGUGAUGCGGUUACCAGACUCGGAGACGGCCAACAUCCCCACGCUGCUCUUUGGCACUGUCAGCGGCGCCAUCGGGGUCGUUGCCUCGCUGCCCCAGGACCUCUUCUCCUUCCUGCACCGCCUGCAGGUGUGCCUAACAAAGGUGAUAAAGGGCGUGGGCGGGCUGUCACACGCGGAGUGGCGCAGCUUCCACAACGAGCGCAAGACGGUGGACAGCAAGGGCUUCAUCGACGGCGACCUCAUUGAAGCCUUUCUGGACCUCAAGAGGGAGCGCAUGGCCGAGGUGGCCGACCACAUGAAGGUGCCUCUCGAGGAGCUCUGCAAGAAGGUGGAGGAGCUCACCCGCCUGCACUGA